Symbiodinium sp. CCMP2456 is the source of this 2595-nucleotide messenger RNA. The record is from the annotation of a GenBank genome assembly. Lineage: Eukaryota; Dinophyceae; Suessiales; Symbiodiniaceae.
AUGCCGAGUGCUGACAGCCUGCCCGACCAGACAGAAACCCCGGCUGAUGUCAGGUAUGUUCGCCAGCUGCUAGUGGAAGGUGACGGAUCCCAGGAGGAGAGCACCGACGACAUCGAGAUAGAGACCCAGUUGACUAAGGAUCUCGAAUCCUUAAGCUUGCAAAUUGACUUCGACGGCGCUGACACGCUUGUUGACGACCCCGCCCCAGCAGAGCCCCCGAAGGCAAACAAAGCCGUGGCACCAGACGAAGCCAUGGCACCCCAGAAGUCAAGCGAAGCCGUGGCAGCCCAGAAGUCAAGCGAAGCCCUGGCAGCCCAGAAGUCAAGCGAAGCCGUGGCAGCCCAGAAGUCAAGCGAAGCCCUGGCAGCCCAGAAGUCAAGCGAAGCCGUUGACGAAGCCAUGGCACCCCAGAAGUCAAGCCAAGCCCUGGCACCCCAGAAGUCAAGCGAAGCCCCGGCACCCCAGAAGUCAAGCGAAGCCCUGGCACCCCAGAAGUCAAGCGAAGCCAUGGCACCCCAGAAGUCAAGCGAAGCCGUGGCACCCCAGAAGUCAAGCGAAGCCGUGCUUUUCCAAUCGAUGCUGAAGAAGCUAGUUGAGAAGAAUGCCGACAUGGCCCAAAUGCUCAUGCGACCCGACACCGUGGACUUCGAAAAGCUGCUUGCAGAAGAAGCAGACGCACAGAGCAUGCCACCACCGAGCUACAUCCCAGUCAAGCAUGAGCCCAUGUCGCAGGAUGUCAUCAAAAAAACCUUGUCCGAAGCAGCCGCGAAGAGAGGCGACGCCAGAAGAAUCAGCGAGCCCGAUUCGACCGGACCUUCAUGUGCAAGCUGCCCUCUGGCGGUACUGGAGGCCUACAAUGAAUGCCUGCUCCCCAACGGACGGGUCGACAGAACGAAGCUGAACCGGAUGUUCGACGAUUGGGCUAGGCAUGGUGAGGACUGGGGUGAGACCGAGGUGUAUGCCCAGUGGGAAUCCAAGCAGCUGAAUCGGCAGAAAGAGUCCUGCCGAUGGCUGACCCGCAAGGAGAUCAAGAGCCGCUACGGGUACACCGAGGAGCAGGUGUGCAAGCUUUGCGCCCACAAGGAGAGCACCGGCGAAUGGCGCUGGCAUCCAGACUUUCCCGGAGAUGAGGAAAUGAAAUUGUUCCGAUGCUGGGACAGUGCAUUGGACGAAGACGAGUCCUCGCAUGGACGCAGCAUCAGCUUCAACCAGCGUGGGGCUGGACCUGCAGGGGCCGCAGCGGCACUCAGGAUCACGGGGCCAGAUGCAGGUGCUGGGGUCGUUGCGGUUGAGCUUCCGGGCGGGGGGCGUGGCAAGGGCGGUGGCAAGAAUAAGGGAAAAGCUGGUGGUAAGAAGGGGAAGAACAAGGGCGAAGGGAAGGGUGAUGACACCCCCACACCCAAAGCCAAAACACCGUUGCAGAUUGCGAAGGCCGUAAUCGUGCAAGCGAAUGCCAAUCUUCUCGAGAUCUCGGGCUUCGGGCACAAGCUUCAAAAGGCUGGGUGCGACCACAAUCUUGCGAAUGCCCUGACGGAGAGUAUGGCCCGCACCAGUGCCCAGAUCUCCGAGGAGCGCCAGAAACUCGAGGCCGCAAUCGCUCGGGGUGUCGAUGGAGAUGAGCUGAGGCUUCUGGGGGAGGCUGUUGCAAAGGCAAACGAUGAUUUCAAGGCAAGCUCAGCCAAGGGCAUCCAGGAAGCAGCCCUGGCGAUGCAACAGGAGAGCGGCGACCACUGCUCGGACAUCCACCACAUCCAGAUUCCUAUCAAGGACGUCCGCGAACGUCGAGGCCGAUCCACCUUGAGGCUACCAUUCCUCAUGCCGCAUGAAGUCUUCGACUAUCUGUACGCAACAGAUCGUCUACAACGAGAUCAAGAAGAGAUCGACAAAUUUUGGAACCAUGUUCGCGAUCACACCACAUGGGGCAAAGACCACAUUGCUCAGGGCCACAACCCAAUGUCAAUAUACGGCGACGAGGCUCGCUACAAUCUUGCAGGGGACAAGGUUCUAUUGAUUGCAAUGUCCCCGGUGCUGGCACGGGAGAGGAUCUCACUGUCUGGUCGAGUGCAGGGGCGAUUGGGUCUGGCAUCGCGACUUCUGGAAGUUGCAGGCGAGCUGGCAAUCUACCAAGGUGUGUCACUGCUGUACGGCAAUGAGUCGAGGUGGCGAUUGUCCUUGCUGCGACACUUCCCAGAACGGUCCGUGACUGACUUCAACAGCAUCGUUAGGUGGGCUUCAGCGAACCGAGUUCAACACAGCCAAAACCAUUUGACUGCCGGCAUGAUUACGCGCGACCCAUACCCCAGCCUGAACCUCAAGGCCUGGAACGGUAGGGUCUUUGUGGUCUUUUUGGAGAUCUGCUUGAAUGCAGCCGUUGCCAUGUACGAUGAUGAUCGAGAGCUAGAGCUCGCAGCUGCAGCUGCGACGUGCAUCGCGGUUUGGUUUGACCGGUCCGAGAGAGCAUCACGGUAUCUCACGGAAAGCGAAGCCGACACGAUCUGUGAAGCUGGACUCAAGUUCAUCGCCUACUACGAGGCCUUGGCGCGCCACUGCAUACACGCCGACGUGGCACGCUUCAAGGUGAUCCCAAAAUUACAC